ACCUGAAAACCGAUUAUUCGAAUAUCCGGUUUAUAAAAGUUUGUGUGAAUAAUAACAGAAACGCAAUGCUUCGACUAUUCGAAUAACACAUGGGCUGAAAAGUCCCGGGUCCAACAAAGAAAACACGGGUUUUUGUUCAAAAUUAGCUUAAAUUAUUAAUAUAAUCUCCAUCAAGAGCAACACAAUCAUUCCAGCGCCGCUCUCAUAUUUUAAUACCACUUUUGUAGAACGAUUUGUCUUUUGCCUCAAAAUAGGCCUCAGUUUCAGUGAUAACCUCUUCUUUCUUACUGGCGAAUAUUUUUUUGAGGUCUACGAACAUCCAAUAGUCGUUCGGAGCCCCAUCUGGAGAAUAAGGUGAAUGUGGCUGUAAUUCAAAGUGACCAGAAUACCAAGGCCAUAACCUUUCCAACUGAUUGCUGUGCUUUCGGACGCUUUGGACGAGGUUCACCUGCUGCUGUCCACUCAGGUUUCAUCCAUUAUCACAUAUCGACGCAAAACUUCCGGUUUGUUACAUUUAAACAUGACCAAACAGUGCUCAGAAUCAUCAACACGCUGCUGUUUUUGGUCAAUAGUCAGCAGACGCGAUAUCUACUUUGAACAGAGCUUUCUCAUGUACAAAUAAUCAUGCAAUAUAAAGCCAAUGCGUUCUUGCUUCGAGUAUUUGAAUAAAUCAAAAUUGUUUGCAAUACCAGCAGCCUUUGAUUUGUGUACAAAAUUUUAUUAUUGAAUGUUUCACUUUUUUUAAUAAAAAUAAGAAAAUGAAAGAACGCUUACUAUUCGAAUAGUCGACAACAAACAGUUAACCGGAUAGUCGAUAAGAAACGGUUAAUCAAAUAGUCGACGACUUACGACUAUCCGGAUAGUGCAAACCGAAUACUAUUAUUCAAAUAGUGCCCUAUCCGGUUAGUCGAUUAGUCGAACAUCAAGAGCUCUAAUUCAUACAUACAAACUUUAUAUUUACAUAUUUCAAACGUAGGCGAGGACCGCGAGAAUCGAUCGCACAUCAAAGCUUAAGUAAAAAGUCCACAAAUGUUAUCCGCUAGAGAACAGUUUUUCGCACCUUCCACAUUGCCAGCAUCAGCAUUGGGUCUGGGUAUUGAAGUGGUUGACCAGCGUUCAACUACCGUUUAUAGCCCAACAACAGUGCCAUUGACCAGUGUACAUGGUUGGCGGAAUGGCGGAAGCGUGUUUGCCUCUGCGCCCUCUAGAAAUGGCAACAAAGCACAUAGCGAUCAACAGCUGUCACAAUUACAGUCAUUGAUGGCAAAUAGCAGUAACGGCUGUACUAAUGGCAGUAAGAAUAAAAACUCUGAUGAACCAUUCUCGAAUUUGCCUUCUCGUCUGCCAGUCGAUAUAGAAUUUAAGGAGCUUUCACUUACAGUACAAAUGGGGUUUGGAAAAGGAGAAAAGGAGAUUUUACAUAAUGUCGGCGGAAAAUUUCCUGGCAGCCAGCUAAUUGCGAUAAUGGGCCCUUCUGGCGCGGGAAAAUCCACGCUACUGGAUGCGUUAUCUGGCUUCAAAACAACAGGUGUAGAUGGUUCUAUACUCCUGAACGGACGUCGACGAGACUUGCCUUUAUUCCGACGAAUGUCCUGUUACAUAACACAAGAUGAUCGUCUUCAGCCGUUAUUAACAGUAAACGAGAAUAUGCACAUAGCAGCGGAUUUGAAAUUGGGCUCAAAUUUGAGUUAUGAGGAGAAGGAAGGACGGAUCGAAGAUAUUCUGUUGCUGCUGGGCUUGUACGAACAUGACCAAACAAUGACUAUGCGUCUAUCCGGUGGACAAAAGAAGAGGCUCUCUAUUGCAAUGGAAUUGAUAAAUAAUCCAACAGUAAUGUUCCUUGAUGAACCCACAACUGGUCUGGACAGCAGUUCCUGCACCAAAGUAUUGGAAUUAUGCAAGAAAUUGGCACAACAGGGUAGAACCAUUAUCUGUACAAUUCAUCAACCCACAGCCAAAUUAUUCCAAAUCUUCGAUCAAGUAUACGUACUCUCGGCCGGUAAUUGUGUCUACCAAGGUAGUACAGAAAAAUUAGUGCCAUUCUUACAGACCGUCGAUUUGCCAUGCCCUGUUUACCACAAUCCUGCUGAUUACAUUAUAGAAUUGGCUUGUGGAGAAUAUGGGAAUGACAAAGUUGAUAUCUUGAAAUCAGCAGCCGAGAAUGGCAGUAGUCUAGCGUGGUUUGACGAUCCAAGUUCUAUAUUACGCGCAGAAUCAUUAAUUCGCAAAUAUCCGAUUCCGAGGAAAUCGAAAAAACGUUCUUUGGAGGAUACAAGCUAUAUCAAUCAAUUAUCGGUAUUAUUGCGCCGGGGAUAUGUAAAGGCAAAGCGUGAUACAACCUUGACUCAUUUACGCAUAGCUGUAAAUGUGUUUGUUGCCAUUAUUCUGGGUUCAUUAUACGCCGGCUCUGGUCGUGAGGGUUCGAGAGUUUUAGACAAUUAUAACUUACUGUUUGCCAUAUUAAUCCAUCAUUCGAUGACAACGAUGAUGUUAACUGUAUUAACAUUCCCAAUAGAGAUGUCAAUAUUGUUGAAAGAACACUUCAAUCGCUGGUAUUCCCUAAAAGCUUACUACACAUCAAUCACAUUAAUCGACCUGCCCAUUUCUGUUAUUGGCUGUUUACUUUUUACUGUUAUUAUAUAUCUGUGGAGUUAUCAACCAAUGGAGUGGGAGCGAUUUUGGAUGUUCUUUGCUAUAAGUUUGCUGACUGUAUUCGUUGGUCAAAGUUUUGGGCUUAUGAUUGGCGCCGGGUUUAGUGUUGUGAAUGGAACUUUCUUAGCACCUGUACUGACUAUUCCGAUGAUGAUGUUUGCCGGUUUCGGGGUAACACUUCGAGAUUUACCUAGCUACUUGAAAUGGGGCAGCCAUAUAUCUUACCUUAGAUAUGGUUUGGAAGGCUUUGUUGGUGCCAUUUAUGGUCAGGGACGUGGUGUGUUAGACUGUAUUGAAGCGCCUUAUUGCCAUUAUAGAUAUCCGAAGAAAUUCCUGGAAGAAAUCACAAUGGGUGGUGAUCAAUUUUGGAAUGAUUUCAUGGCUCUGUGUGUUAUUACUAUAGCUUUCAGAAUAGUGGCCUUUGUUGUCCUCAAAGCAAAAAUAAAUUCAGUAAAAUAAUGUGUAAUGUUUGCCAUAUUUAAUACGAUUAUAGUUAUGAAAUUACGAAAUAAAAUAUGAAGUUAGAGAUAGUGUAUUCACGAGAAGCAAAUUUUA
This is a messenger RNA of Bactrocera oleae (olive fruit fly), 3207 nucleotides long. NCBI's taxonomy places the organism in Eukaryota, Metazoa, Arthropoda, Insecta, Diptera, Tephritidae. The record is from RefSeq and is a predicted model, not a curated record.